Molecule: messenger RNA, 2664 nt
Organism: Closterium sp. Yama58-4
Lineage: Eukaryota; Viridiplantae; Streptophyta; Zygnematophyceae; Desmidiales; Closteriaceae
Source: the annotation of a GenBank genome assembly
AUGCGUGGGGCAUUUUCUUGUAAUUAUAGACUUCAACCAACGUCAGUGCCCCAGCAGCCGCACUUGAGUGCGCGAACGACAGCAGAAACGGGAGCUUCCAACCCCGUGCAACCGCCUCGUCUUCCUUCUCGCCAGCUCAAUUCGCAUUCCCGCCUCCCCGUUUCUCCUUUCCAAUCCCCAGGACCCCUUCCGGUCACCCCGUUUCCCCUUCCCGCUCUCCGUUUCCCCUUCCCGCCUCUCCGUUUCCCCUUCCCGCCUCUCCGUUUCCCCUUCCCACCACCCCGUUUCCCCAUCCCGCUCCCCGUUACCCCUCCCCGCCUCCUCGAUUCCCCUUCCCGCCUCCCCGUUUCCCCAUCGCGCUCUCCGUUUCCCCUUCCCGCCUCUCCGUUUCCCCUUCCCGCUCCCCGUUUCCCCUUCCCACCACCCCGUUUCCCCAUCCCGCUCCCCGUUACCCCUCCCCGCCUCCUCAAUUCCCCUUCCCGCCUCCCCGUUUCCCCAUCGCGCUCCCCGUUACCCCUUCCCGCCUCCUCAAUUCCCGUUCCCGCCUCCCCGUUUCCCCUUCCCGCUCCCGAUUUCCCCUUCCCGCCUCCCCGUUUCCCCGUCCCGUUCCCGUUUCCCCUUCCCGCCUUCCCGGUUCCCCGUCCCGCUCCUCGUUUCCCCUUCCCGCCUCCCCGUCGACCCUUCUCGCUCCCCGUUUCCCCUCCCCGCUCCCCGUUUCCGCUUCCCACCUCCCCGUUACCCCUUCCCGCCUCCUCAUUUCCCCUUCCCGCCUCCCCGUUUCCCCUUCCCGCCACCCCGUUUCCCCUUCCCGUCUUCCCAUUACCCCUUCCGCCUCCCCGAUUUUGCUUCCUGCUCCCCAUUUCCCCUUCCCUCCUCCCCGUUUCCCCUUCCCGCUCCCCGUUUCCCCUUCCCACCACCCCGUUUCCCCAUCCCGAUCCCCGUUACCCCUCCCCGCCUCCUCAUUUCCCCUUCCGCCUCCCCGUUUCCCCUUCCCGCCUCCCCAAUUCCCCUUUCUGCCACCCCGUUUCCCCUUCCCCGUCUCCCCGGUACCCCUUCCCGCCUCCCCGUUUCCCCUUCCCGCCUCCCCAAUUCCCCUUUCCGCCACCCCGUUUCCCCUCCCCGUCUCCCCAUUACCCCUCCCCCCUUCCUCCCUCUCAUUUCCCCCUCUUCUCCUCCUUUUUCUCCCCGCUUCUCCCUCUCAUUCGCCCCCUUGCUCCCUCGCAUGUCCCCCCUUUCCCCCUCUCGUUUCCCUCCCAUUCACCUGCCCAUUUGCCCCCCUUCUCCCUCUCAUCUCCCCCCUUUCUCCUUCUGUUUCGCCCUUCUCACACUCUUCCCCCUCCCCACCUUGCUCACUAUAUUCCCCGCUACUCACUCUCUUUCCCCUGCUCACUAUCUUCCCACCAGCUCGCUCCCUUCCCCCCCCCAUCACUUUGUUUAGGGUUGCUCACUCUGUUUCACCAGUGCUUCCCCCCAUCCCCUUCCCUGCUUCCCCCCAUCCCCUUCCCUGCUUCCCCCCAUCCCCUUCCCUGCUUCCCCCCAUCCCCUUCCCUGCUUCCCCCCAUCCCCUUCCCUGCUUCCCCCCAUCCCCUUCCCUGCUUCCCCCCAUCCCCUUCCCUGCUUCCCCCCAUCCCCUUCCCUGCUUCCCCCCAUCCCCUUCCCUGCUUCCCCCCAUCCCCUUCCCUGCUUCCCCCCAUCCCCAUCCCUGUUUCCCCCCAUCCCCUUCCGUGUUUCCCCCCAUCCCCUUCCCUGCUUCCCCCCAUCCCCUUCCCUGCUUCCCCCCAUCCCCAUCCCUGUUUCCCCCCAUCCCCUUCCGUGCUUCCCCCCAUCCAAUUCCCUGCUUCCCCCCAUCCCCUUCUCUGUUUCCCCCCAUCCCCUUCCCUGCUUCCCCCCAUCCCCUUCCCUGCUUCCCCCCAUCCCCUUCCCUGCUUCCCCCCAUCCCCUUCCCUGCUUCCCCCCAUCCCCUUCCCUGCUUCCCCCCAUCCCCUUCCCUGCUUCCCCCCAUCCCCAUCCCUGUUUCCCCCCAUCCCCUUCCGUGCUUCCCCCCAUCCCCUUCCGUGCUUCCCCCAUCCCCUUCCCUGCUUCCCCCCAUCCCCAUCCCUGUUUCCCCCCAUCCCCUUCCGUGCUUCCCCCCAUCCAAUUCCCUGCUUCCCCCCAUCCCCUUCUCUGUUUCCCCCCAUCCCCUUCCCUGCUUCCCCCCAUCCCCUUCCCUGCUUCCCCCCAUCCCCUUCCCUGCUUCCCCCCAUCCCCUUCCCUGCUUCCCCCCAUCCCCUUCCCUGCUUCCCCCCAUCCCCUUCCCUGCUUCCCCCCAUCCCCAUCCCUGCUUCCCCCCAUCCCCAUCCCUGUUUCCCCCCAUCCCCUUCCGUGCUUUCCCCCAUCCCCUUCCCUAUUUCCCCCCAUCCCCUUCCCUGCUUCCCCCCAUCCCCUUCCGUGCUUCUCCCCAUCCCCUUCCCCCCCAUCCCCUUCCCUGCUUCCCCCCUUCCCCUUCUCCCAUCCCAUUCCCUUGCUCCCUAUGUUUCCCCUUGCUCACUCUGUUUCGCCCUUCUCACACCCUUCCCCCUCCUCUUUUUCCACCUUGCUCACUAUAUUCCCCGCUACUCACCCUCUUUCAUUCUGCUCACUAUCUUCCAACCAGCUCGCUCUCUUCCCCCCCACCACUUUGUUUAG